UGGAGUCCGGGGCCGGGUGGGGGGCUGCUAUGGCGGGCAGCCCAGGCAGCGGGGCCUCCUUGGGGGUUAUAUCCCGGGGAUCCUCUGAGGAAGCCGACCUCCGAAGGAAAGCCCUUCGGGGGCAGGUGGUGGAGUCCGGGGGCUUCAGCCCAUUCAGAGUUGGAGUGAGGAGUCUGUGAUUCCCUGGUGCAGGGCAGAACCUGGAACCUGACGCCUGCUGCCCUCUCCCCUCUCCUCCCACAUCAGAGUCUACUUCCUCCUGCCUGGGGCCUCCCACCUGCCCAGGCUGGCAUUACCCAGGGCCUGCAGAACAGGCCACGGCCACUCCCCGCUGGGGCCCUACCCCAGGCAUUCCCAUGCCUGGCAGGGAAGGAGCCAUGCAGCAAGUCCUGGACAACUUGGGAUCCCUCCCCAAUGCCACGGGGGCUGCAGAACUGGACCUGAUCUUCCUGCGAGGCAUUAUGGAAAGUCCCAUAGUAAGAUCCCUGGCCAAGGCCCAUGAGAGGCUGGAGGAGACGAAGCUGGAGGCCGUUCGGGACAACAACCUGGAGCUGGUGCAGGAGAUCCUGCGGGACCUGGCACAGCUGGCCGAACAGAGCAGCACAGCCGCUGAGCUGGCCCGCAUCCUCCAGGAGCCUCACUUCCAGGUUUCCUCCAGGCUGGGGUGCAACUGGGGCAGGCCAUUGGGGGAGGGGCCGGCAGGAAGUUGGAGGUGGAAUGGAAAGGGACUGCAGGGCACUGGCCCACGGUCCCUUCUCUUCCCACCCCCUCCCCAGUCCCUCCUGGAGACGCACGACUCUGUUGCCUCAAAGACCUAUGAGACACCACCCCCCAGUCCCGGCCUGGAUCCCACGUUCAGCAACCAGCCGGUGCCUCCCGACGCUGUGCGCAUGGUGGGCAUCCGCAAGACCGCUGGAGAACAUCUGGGCGUGACAUUCCGCGUGGAGGGUGGCGAGCUGGUGAUCGCACGCAUCCUGCACGGGGGGAUGGUGGCUCAGCAAGGCCUGUUGCAUGUGGGUGACAUCAUCAAAGAGGUGAAUGGGCAGCCCGUGGGCAGCGACCCCCGUGCGCUGCAGGAGCUCCUGCGCAGCGCCAGCGGCAGCGUCAUCCUCAAGAUCCUGCCCAGCUACCAGGAGCCCCAUCUGCCCCGCCAGGUAUUUGUGAAAUGCCACUUUGACUAUGACCCAGCCCGAGACAGCCUCAUCCCCUGCAAAGAAGCAGGCCUGCGCUUCAACGCCGGGGACUUACUCCAGAUUGUAAACCAGGAUGAUGCUAACUGGUGGCAGGCGUGCCACGUGGAAGGAGGCAGUGCUGGGCUCAUCCCCAGCCAGCUGCUGGAGGAGAAGCGCAAAGCCUUCGUUAAACGGGAUCUGGAGCUGACGCCCAACUCAGGUAUCGCCCCUAGUCCUCCUCUGGGAUCUGACUGCAUCCCAGCCUGGCCUCACUCACCCAUCUCUCUAUGGCCAGGGACCCUAUGCGGCAGCCUUUCGGGGAAAAAAAAGAAACGAAUGAUGUAUUUGACCACCAAGAAUGCAGAGUUUGACCGCCAUGAGCUGCUCAUCUACGAGGAGGUGGCCCGCAUGCCUCCUUUCCGCCGGAAAACCCUGGUGCUGAUCGGGGCUCAGGGCGUGGGUCGGCGCAGCCUGAAGAACAAGCUCAUCAUGUGGGAUCCAGACCGCUAUGGCACCACGGUGCCCUACACAUCCAGGCGGCCCAAAGACUCAGAGCGCGAAGGCCAGGGUUACAGCUUUGUGUCCCGAGCGGAGAUGGAGGCUGACAUCCGUGCUGGGCGCUACCUGGAACAUGGCGAAUACGAGGGCAACCUGUAUGGCACACGUAUCGACUCCAUCCGGGGUGUGGUCGCUGCCGGCAAGGUGUGCGUGCUGGAUGUCAACCCCCAGGCGGUGAAGGUGCUGAGAACAGCGGAGUUUGUCCCUUACGUGGUGUUCAUUGAGGCCCCUGACUAUGAGACCCUUCGGGCCAUGAACCGGGCUGCGCUGGAAAGUGGGGUGUCUACUAAGCAGCUCACGGAGGCGGACCUGAGACGGACGGUGGAGGAGAGCAGCCGCAUCCAGAGGGGCUACGGGCACUACUUUGACCUCAGCCUGGUCAACUGCAACCUGGAGAGGACCUUCCGCGAGCUCCAGGCCGCCAUGGAGAAGCUGCGGACGGAGCCCCAGUGGGUGCCUGUCAGCUGGGUGUACUGAGCCUGCUCGACUGGACCUUGUCUCCUCUGGGUUGUGACCCAGAGACCUGAAUCCAUCCCUUUCCCAACCAUGACCCUCAACCACGGCCCUGAGCUCCAGUCCCUGGGGCUCUGGCUCCCUGGGAAGCAGCUCCUCGCAGGCCCCAAGUCUGGCUUCGGCGCAGAGGCAUGCACUGCCAGGGAGGUGGGUGUUCGUGGGGUACCUCUGUGCCCAGGUGCUGCCCCCUCCUGAUGCCCAUUGGCCACCAGAUGUUCCUCUCUGAGGGCCACGCUGUGCCCAGGAGUGUGUCAGAGUCACCGCCCAAAGGCUCAGACCAGAGAAGAGAAGAUGCUUUGGGACCACGUGGUCAGUAGGUACACUGCCCCUGCCACCUCUCUCCAGUCACCUUCUCUCCUCUGGACUGGCCACCCCACCCUAUUCCCGAGCUCCCCCCACCUCUCACCCCUCUGUCCUAGGAGCAGGCCUUAGGCUUUUUCUAUGUGGCCAGGGGAGUGCAAGGCCCCCUGGCAGCCAGGCAGGCCUGGCAGUGAGGCCAACCUGGUGCCAUCCGGAAGGCUGCCGGAGCCAAAGCAUGAGCCAGUUGUCACAGCCGGGAGCAGUGCAGCUCUCUGCUCCCGGGAACGAGGCAGAGUCCCGCGAAUGGACCCUGCCCGGUAUUUCCCUCAUCCACAGCUUUUCACUGCCGAAGUCUCUCCAGGGACUUCUCCAAUGUGCCCGCAGGUCAGCUCUGCGCCCUGCAGGGCCAGGCCGGCAGGGGGCAGCAGGCACCGCCCAGGCCAGGGGGGUUGGAGGCUGAGCCCUGUCCCCAGGAGCCUGCUACUACUGACCGAAGAGCUCCAAGCUCUCCGUGGCCCAUGGGGAGGACACGCCUGGGCUCCCUGUUCACGACCAUUGUCCAUGCGGUCUUUACUCUGGCCAGGUCCACGUGGUCCACUAGUGUCAGGACUGAUGGGGGUGGGGGGGGGCUCAGGAAGGAUGCGAAGGGAAGCUGUGAGCACUGUGCUCUGAUAGGCUCCUCAUUGCCCAGCGCCAGGGGGUGCCAUCCAUACUGUUUCUGUGCAGUUUACGUCCACAUGCGACCCACCUGGUCUGAGUUCUGCCACUGGCUUGUGUGUGUCAGGCUUGGUUUUUGGAGAAGAGACACUUUGGAGGUCACUCUUUGGGUCCCCUUUUCAGGGUUUCCCAGCAGCUCCCCUGUCUUAGGAGACACUUAUCCCAGAUUCUAGAACCUUGACCUGCCCAGAUGUCUUCCUCCAGCUCUUAUUGUCCCCUGACCCUAAAUGCCACUCUCCUGUCCUUGGUGAGGGCAAUUGUGUAAAACAGGAGACUCCCUUUUUUUUUUUUUUUUAGAGAAAGGAAGGGAGAGAGAGAGAGAGAGAGAAAGAGAGAGAAACAUCGAUUGGUCGUCUUCCCAUGUGUCCCAACUGGUGAGUGAACCUGGAACCUGGGUGUGUGCCCUGACCGGGAAUCGAACCCACAACCUUUUGGUGUACGGGUCGAUGCUGCAGCCACCUGAGUCAUACUAGCCAGGGUGAGAAUCCCUUUUGAGAAAAGAAUGCUGUCCUCAACUUCCCCAGGCAUCUCAUCCCUCAUCCUUCUCUGUGACCCUUCCUGGGGUGAGCCUGUCCUUGCUCGGGGACCCCCAGCCACUAUACCCCCCAGUCCUUCUGAAUGUCAGUCAGUGUUUGCUGCAGCGUCAGCCCAAGCUGGCCCCUGAACCACUGUGUGCCCAUUUCCUAGGGAAGGGGAGGGAGAAGAAACAGAAUAUUUAUUACAAAGUUAGAAAUAUAUUUAUUAUAUUAGGGAUCUCAUUGCAUUUGCAUAAGAUAUGCAAAUGAGAUGUCAGGGUCAAGCCUGCUCCCGUCUCAUUUGCAUAGCUCUGCAUCCACUAUGCAGUCAUCUUUAUACUCCCCUUUUCCCUUUAGUCAGCCUUCUUUUUAUCCUUAUUCAACUCUUACAUCACCCUCACCCUCAGCCCAAGGGGACUGGGAGUGGGAGGAAAAUGGGGUGUCCUUUGCCAGGUCCCACCUCACCUGGUUAACCUCUGACCAAAAGAUGGGGUCGGGGGGAGCUGGGCACAUUGCUGGGGAGUUGGCAGGUGGCCCUUUAGGGUGAAUCUCCAGUGUUGAUGCUCUCUGGCACCUUCACCUCUAGUGAUCCCCCGGGGGCAGGGCUGGGCCCCUCUCCUGUCUCCAUCCCUCUCUGAACAGCGUGCUACCUCCCCUGCAUAAGCCCCACUCCAUGGAACAGGUGUGCGCACCCACGAGUUAGCUCUGACUCUGCCCUCCCUCCUCCCACUGUGGACGCUUGUAUUUGGGGGACCUCAGGAUAAUGAGGCCCCUGCCCCUCACAGUCUGAACCCAUUUCCCCUUCCCCCUCCCCUCCCUCAGCCAUCCAGUUCCUGAGCUUUCUGUCUGACUGGUUUUCUUUCUUUUCCGUUGAUUAAAUGUGAAAGCAAAGGCA
Molecule: messenger RNA, 4670 nt
Organism: Myotis lucifugus (little brown bat)
Lineage: Eukaryota; Metazoa; Chordata; Mammalia; Chiroptera; Vespertilionidae
Gene: MPP2
Product: membrane palmitoylated protein 2
Exons: 11
Coding region: 357-2207 (616 amino acids)
Cellular component (GO): cell-cell junction; plasma membrane
Molecular function (GO): protein binding
Source: RefSeq, a predicted model, not a curated record